AUGCAGAUGCCGCAGAUGAUGCAGCACGUCCGCAACUAUGCAGACAAGAUCGUCCAAGUGCCACAGAUGGCUGAGUCCAUAUCCGAGGGAACGCUGAAGCAGUGGUCCAAGCAGAUUGGCGAUUUUGUCGAGCAAGACGAAGAGAUCGCGACCAUUGAAACCGACAAGGCAAGUUGCGUCAUCAGGGAAUUCUUGGUCAACGAGGAGGAUACCGUUACUGUCGGUCAAGAUAUCGUCAAGUUGGAGCUUGGCGGCGAAAAGCCUAGCAGCAGCAGCAAGGACCCUAGCGAAGGGAAGACCACAUCAGACAAGCCUGCCGCCGAGCCCGAAUCUCAACCCGGGCCUUCCAAGUCAGAGUCGAAGCCUGAGCCUAAGGAUGAACCUCAGCCUGAAAGCAAGCCAGCUGCUUCUCCAGCGAAGGAGGCCAAGGAGACUUCAAAGCCCGUGCCCAGUCCCUCGAAAGAAACUGCUUCGAGCACUGGUCCAAGCCUUGGUAGUCGUGAGGAGCGCCGCGUGAAAAUGAACCGCAUGCGCCUUCGCAUCGCCGAGCGUCUCAAGCAGUCGCAAAACACUGCGGCAUCGCUGACCACAUUCAACGAGGUCGAUAUGUCGUCUCUCAUCGAGUUUCGAAAGCUUUAUCGUGACGAUGUGCUCAAGAAAACUGGCGUGAAGCUGGGCUUCAUGAGCGCCUUCUCACGCGCGUGUGUCUUGGCCAUGCGCGAUAUCCCUGCUGUGAACGCGUCCAUCGAGGGACCCAACGGAGGCGACACUAUCGUAUAUCGUGACUAUGUUGACAUUAGUGUCGCUGUGGCCACGGAAAAGGGCCUCGUCACUCCGGUUGUCCGCAACACUGAGUCACUUGACAUGCUGGGCAUCGAGAAGGCGAUCGCUGACAUGGGCAAGAAGGCUCGAGACAACAAGCUCACCAUCGAAGAUAUGGCUGGUGGCACCUUUACUAUCAGCAAUGGUGGGGUGUUUGGCUCUCUCAUGGGAACCCCGAUCAUCAAUCUUCCUCAGACCGCCGUGCUGGGUCUCCAUGCCGUGAAGGAACGCCCUGUUGCGGUCAAUGGGAAGAUUGAGGUUCGCCCCAUGAUGUAUCUAGCUUUGACCUACGACCACCGGCUUCUGGAUGGAAGGGAAGCUGUUCAAUUCCUUGUAAAGGUGAAGGAGUAUAUUGAAGACCCUCGGCGUAUGCUCUUGUAA
This is a messenger RNA of Colletotrichum aenigma, 1203 nucleotides long. Its product is annotated as putative dihydrolipoyllysine-residue succinyltransferase component of 2-oxoglutarate dehydrogenase complex. Gene Ontology annotation, cellular component: oxoglutarate dehydrogenase complex. Bases 1 to 1203 code for a protein of 400 amino acids. Gene Ontology annotation, biological process: tricarboxylic acid cycle. The transcript is spliced from 4 exons. The record is from RefSeq and is a predicted model, not a curated record. Gene Ontology annotation, molecular function: dihydrolipoyllysine-residue succinyltransferase activity. Lineage: Eukaryota; Fungi; Ascomycota; Sordariomycetes; Glomerellales; Glomerellaceae.